GGUAAGCCCGCUUAGAUCCCAGGGUGACUGCCCAUAAAGGCAGCUGCCCCUGUUCCUCCUCUCCAAUGGAGCCUGGAAGCAGGAGAGACAGCAUGGCGGCUGCGUGGGCACGGGUGGCAGCUCUGCUCCUCCUGGGGGUGGCAGCCUGUGUGGCCAGGCCGCAAGGGCGGAUUCUAGGUGGCAGGGAGGCCGGAGCCCACCUCCGCCCAUACAUGGCCUCCAUCCAGAUCGACGGGCAGCACGUGUGUGGGGGCUUCCUCCUGAACGAGUGGUGGGUCCUGAGCGCAGCCCACUGUGCGGAGGACAUAUCAGAACAGGCGACGGUCCAGGUGCUGCUGGGGGCUCACUCCCUGUCCCAGCCAGAGCCUUCCAAGCGUCUCUAUGCCAUCCGAGGCCUCUUCCCACACCCUGACCGGAACCCUGAGGAAGGCCACCACGACAUCCUUCUCAUUCAGCUGGCAGAGAAGGCGAUCCUGGGCCCCGCCGUGCAGCCCCUCCAGUACCAGACGGUGGACCGGGACAUCCCCGGGGGCACCCUCUGCUCGGUGGCCGGCUGGGGCAUCAGCAGCCACACCCGACAGAAGCCGGACUUGCUACAGGAAGUGGAGCUGCCCAUCAUGGAGCGGGCCGUGUGCAAUCAGCGGAUCUAUCACGACAAUGAGAUCACGGCCCAGAUGAUCUGCGCGGAGAGCCGCAAGAAGGAUGCUUGUAAGGGUGACUCCGGGGGCCCCCUUGUCUGCAAUGGGGUGGCUGAGGGCAUUGUGAAGUCGGGCACCCGAGUAUGCGGGAACUGGAAGAAGCCGGGCAUCUACACGAAGAUCGCCAGCUACGCGGGCUGGAUCCAAAGUAUCGUCAUGUCUGCAUGCUGAGGCUCCCUAGGACUCCCGGACAGGAAGGGAUAUCAGGCACCCCAAGGGCCCCCGACCUUGGGAGUCAGCUUCAGUCUUUGAGGAUCUCUAAACACUUAACAGACAUUGCUUCCGAGCCCCGUAUGACCUUGGAGCCCCUUAGCAUAAAAAGGCCCUCUCAAAGGGACCGCAGGGUGAUCUGAGGGAGAGAAGAGCAGAGAAAGGUGGUGGGACUGACUACUAGGAACCCCAGCUCUGAGUGGGAGGAGGGAGCCCGGAGACUCUCAAUAAAGCUUUGGGCACUAAA
Molecule: messenger RNA, 1155 nt
Organism: Monodelphis domestica (gray short-tailed opossum)
Lineage: Eukaryota; Metazoa; Chordata; Mammalia; Didelphimorphia; Didelphidae
Gene: CFD
Product: complement factor D
Biological process (GO): proteolysis
Molecular function (GO): serine-type endopeptidase activity
Source: RefSeq, a predicted model, not a curated record